This is a messenger RNA of Penicillium maclennaniae, 936 nucleotides long. RefSeq names its product NAD(P)-dependent oxidoreductase. Gene Ontology annotation, molecular function: oxidoreductase activity, acting on the CH-OH group of donors, NAD or NADP as acceptor; NAD binding; NADP binding. Lineage: Eukaryota; Fungi; Ascomycota; Eurotiomycetes; Eurotiales; Aspergillaceae. Bases 1 to 936 code for a protein of 311 amino acids. The record is from RefSeq and is a predicted model, not a curated record. The transcript has 5 exons.
AUGACACAGAUCGGCUGGUAUGGCCUCGGCUCCAUGGGCCUCGCCAUGGCCAACAAUUUGCAGCGGCACCUCGCCACAAAGAACGCCUUGAGCCUUCUGUACAACAACCGUACAAUGUCGCGCGGUGCAUCUCUGAAAGCACUUGGCGGUAUCGCCGAAACAAGCUUCGGCCAGUUGGUCUCGCGGAGUAACAUCAUUUUCACCAUGGUUGCAGAUGAUACUGUGCUGCAAAGUCUCCUCUCCUCGGCCAUUGGGUCAGAUAUAUCCCUGAAGGGUAAGAUCUUUGUGGACUGCUCGACUGUACACCCGCAGACGGUUAGCUCGGCUGUGGCUCAGUUGAAGGAGCAGCAGGCCUCGUUUGUGGCGGCACCUGUCUUUGGUGGAAACCCUAUUGCCGUGGAUGGCAAGUUGGUUUUUGCGAUUGGAGGUCCUAGAAGUGCUACUGAGACUGUCAAGCCGUUCAUCCAAGAUGUUAUGGGUCGUCGUGUCAUUGAGUGUGGAGAGGAUGCUACCAAGGCCUCUUUGCUCAAGAUUGCUGGGAACAUUGUCACUGUGAACAUGAUGGAAGCUGUUGGCGAGGCUCAGGUCUUUGCUGAGAAGACUGGACUUGGAACUGGGCCUAUGGAGGAGCUUAUUGGCGAGGCGUUUGGCCCUGUGGCUGGCGGAUACUCUAAGAGAUUGACCACUGGGGCUUAUGCGCCGCCUCUAGACUCACGCCCCGGAUUCGGCGUGUCUCUGGCCAUCAAAGACGCUAAACACGCUAUGAAUAUGGCUGAAGAGCAGGGCGUUAAGCUCCCAGGCCUCGCGCUUGCUCGCAAAAACAUGGAAGAUGCCCGUGACUACGCAGGUGAAUGUCUCGACAGCAGCUCUAUGUACGGAAUCUUGCGGCAACAGGCUGGUCUUGAGUUCUGGAACGAGAAAAGCCGCAAGGCUUGA